Messenger RNA from Myiozetetes cayanensis, 486 nucleotides. It is a transcript of the gene RHEX, whose product is annotated as regulator of hemoglobinization and erythroid cell expansion. Bases 1 to 486 code for a protein of 161 amino acids. The transcript has 5 exons. Gene Ontology annotation, cellular component: plasma membrane. The record is from RefSeq and is a predicted model, not a curated record. NCBI's taxonomy places the organism in Eukaryota, Metazoa, Chordata, Aves, Passeriformes, Tyrannidae.
AUGAUCUCCUGCGAGUGGUGGAUAUUUGCCAUCAUCUCAGCUGUCACCUUGGUCCUGUAUGCUCUCCUCUUGCUGUCACUUUACAUCAUGCUCAGCAGGAAAAUAGCCCAACAUUCCCAUGGGAUGCAGGGGUCCAGCAGCCCUGUGGCACAGCCCACCCCGGAUCCAGCCCCAUCAGCAGGAGGGCUCGGGGCACAACAACCAGCACCAGCCGAUGCAGGGAGCAGCGACACAUCCUCGGACACCUCGGAGGACUCGGCCGACAGCCCUUCCUGCCCACAGGGCCAGGGCUCGGGAGAAAACAUCAAUUACACAUCCCUGGUCUUCUCAGGGAAAGGCCGUGGGCCAGGCUGUGCCCAGGACUACGAGGACAUCAAGAGAGGGAGGGACUAUGUCAACGUGGACCCGAAGAAGAAGGAACAUCUCUGGCCCUGCUUCAGCCCCGUGGCGUCCAAGCCUGUGGAGUACACGGAGGUGAAGCUGUGA